UAUAUGUUGCUGUUUCCCUCCGCUCGUAGUUGUAUCACAUUGGUUUAUUUUGAAACCAUAAAGUUUGCCCCUUUACACGUUUUUUGUCUUCUUUUUUCUCCCAUGUUUGUUUCGAGAAGCAUUUGACGAAGAGAAGAGACAGUGAAUCGCGGUUUCAAUUCAACCCACUUCAUCUCAGGUUUUUAUUGAAUUUAUUCUGAAAUUCAUCUUCGCAAAGUUGCUGAUAGUUGAAGAUGCUUGCAAUAAGAAAGCUCAAAACAGGACCUGAUAUCCCUUUUGUUUUAUAUGUCAUGGUUGCUAAUUGCAAUUAUGGCACAGCCCGAGUUUCUAGUAACAAAAGUGUCCAGUCUAUUGUUAAGUCUGUUGGCUCUUAUUUAGCCAACUCAAGUUCUCAAGCAUUUCCACUUGGAUCAGAGAAUAAAUUUACUCUUCAAGGACUAUAUUUCUCUAGUGUGGCUGAAAGAAUCCUGGUCCAGGCUCAAGACCCAGCCAAAGUUAGUUUGGAGAUACAAAAUGCUAUUGAUGAUAAUCAAUUAGAUUAUUCAUGGAAAUUAUUUGAGCAGCAUAUGCACAUGGAGGGAUUUCCCCGAAAAUUUGUCAUCAGCAAGCUUGUAACAAGUUAUGUGGACAGCCUUGAUGUUCAAUAUCUAGAAAAAGCUUAUGAAUUGGUUGAACGUGCCAUUGAGGAAGGUAAACAAGACUUGUUAGAAAAGGAGGUGCUUAUCUACCUUAGCUUUGGCCUUGCAAAAGCCAGGCUACCAGUUCUGUCAUCAACUGUUUUAAGAAAGAUGAUAGCUAUGGAGCAUUUCCCCCCAGUCACUGCUUGGUCUGCAGUUUUGGCACACAUGUCACAAACAGCAGAGGGAAGUUACCUUGCUGCUGAGUUGAUUCUUGAAAUAGGAUAUUUGUUCCAGAAUAAUAGAGUAGAUCCGCGUAAGAAGAGCAAUGCACCUUUGAUAGCCAUGAAGCCAAACGCUGCUGCUUUUAGCAUUGCUUUGGCAGGGUGUCUCUUAUUUGAGACAUCUAGGAAGGCAGAGGAGCUUCUUGAUAUGAUGCCUCGAAUUGGCAUCAAAGCUGAUGCAAAUUUACUGAUAAUAAUGGCACGUGUAUAUGAGAGAAAUGGUCGAAGAGAAGAGCUCAAGAAGCUGCAAAGGCACAUGGAGGAAGCUCCAAACCUAAAUGAUUUACAGUUCCGACAGUUCUAUAAUUGUUUGCUGACAUGCCAUUUGAAAUUUAGGGAUCUAGACUCUGCAUCAAACAUGAUUUUGGAAAUGCUUAGCAAAGCAAAGGAAGCAAGAAAUUCUCUUGCAGCUGCCAAAUUUAUGACAAAUGCUGCUGACAUUGAUCGUAGCCACUCUCCUGGACUGGCUUCUGUGCAUAGUUUGAACAACAGUGAAGAUUUGGAUAGUUUACAGAAUAACAGGUCAAUUACAAAUGCUGUAUUAUCUUAUGAGGAGUUUUCUAUAGAUAGAAACUUCUUAAGGCUUGAAUUAGAGUCAAAAGCUAUACUUGGUUCUUUAUUAGCUAAGUUGCAGAUGCAGGUGGACUUGAUUACAACCAAACAUGGUAUACUGCAGCCAACUGAAACAAUUUAUGUGAAAUUAGUUAAAGCUUUUCUAGAAGCUGGCAAGACCAAGGAUUUAGCAGUGUUUCUUCUCAAGGCAGAAAGAGAAGAUUCUCCCUUUUCCAAUGACAACUCAGCCUUGGUUCAUGUUAUUAAUGCAUGCAUUUCACUUGGAUGGCUGGAUCAAGCACACGAUCUUCUCGAUGAGAUGCGUCUAGCCGGAGUUAGAACCGGUUCAUCUGUAUACUCUUCUCUUUUGAAAGCAUAUUGCCGGGCAAAUAGGGCUGCAGAUGUCACAUCACUUCUGAGAGAUGCUAAGAUAGCUGGUAUCCAGCUUGACUCAAGCUCUUAUGAGGCAAUGAUCCAAUCCAGGGUGCUCCAACAAGACACACAGGGAGCACUCCAACUAUUUAAAGAGAGGAAAGAGGCUAGAAUUCCAAAAGUCACUCAACAAAACUCUGGCAUGAUGGCUAAAAGUGGUGCAGAGACUGAUGAAGCUGGGCUGGUGACCAAGUUGUUGCAGGAAAUCAAGGAAGGGCAGAGUGUGGAUUGUGGAGUUCAUGACUGGAAUAAUGUAAUCCACUUUUUUUGCAAGAAGAGACUGAUGCAAGAUGCAGAAAAAGCUCUAAAGAAGAUGAGAAGCUUAGGAAACUCGCCAAAUGCGCAAACUUUCCACUCUAUGGUCACUGGGUAUGCUGCCGUUGGAGGGAAUUAUCAAGAGGUGACAGAACUGUGGGGUGAGAUGAAAGCUCUUGCUUCUUCUAUCUCCAUGAAGUUUGAUCAGGAACUUCUUGAUUCCGUGCUGUACACGUUUGUGAGGGGCGGAUUCUUUGUUCGGGCCAAUGAAGUUGUGGCAAUGAUGGAAAAAGGAAAAAUGUUUGUUGACAAGUACAAGUACCGAAUGCUAUUCUUGAAAUACCAUAAAUCACUUUACAAAGGGAAGGCUCCGAAAUUUCAGACAGAAUCCCAACUAAACAAAAGGGAAGCAGCCCUGGCUUUUAAAAGGUGGAUAGGCUUGAAUUGAGCAAAAUAUCAUCCAAACCAAGUAUUAGCUCUUGCAAGUUUCAAAGAUCAUCUUCAUGACAUAAGGCUGUUGAAUUUUCGUUAUCUCUCCUUUUCUCAUAUUUACAGAGUUAACACCAAUGUACUACCAAUGUGAAUAAACCAACACAAUAUUUUAUGUAAAAUAUUCAAUCAAGUUAUAGAUCUUCAGUUGCAUCAUUUUUAGGCAACAAUAGAAGAUUGUAUGACACAUACACCACUUGCAUUCAUGCAUGCAUGGUUGUUGAUCCAUAGGAACAUAGUCCUACCCAAACUCUCUUCCACAAUAUUUGUUGAUGUAUUUUUGUCAAUCAUGAGAACAUUGUUGUUUGUGAAUUCUGAGACACCAGGGUAGUGACAGAAGCAAAGAAAUGGAAAGGAUUUGCGUGAAUGUAGUACAUGCAGGGCUCAGCAAUGCAAUACAGCAUUAACUGGUUAAUAACAUUAACAGUAGCAGGGUUGGAAAAACAAGAGGUUUUGUUUUGCUUUAGCCUCCACGGGUAUGCAUCAAGAAAUGGGCCAUGAAAAAGUAGUUACUGAACAGUAAUCUUACGCCAACAAUGAUCACUUGCUGAUACAUUCCACUCAAUGCAACUGACAAUUUGUACAACAAUAUUGUAGAAAGAUUAAUGUUGUUUUAACAUCAAUUUUCUACAAUUUAUUUUGUUUCCCCCAUUUAUUCCA
Molecule: messenger RNA, 3289 nt
Organism: Glycine soja
Lineage: Eukaryota; Viridiplantae; Streptophyta; Magnoliopsida; Fabales; Fabaceae
Product: pentatricopeptide repeat-containing protein At1g03100, mitochondrial-like
Exons: 2
Coding region: 234-2588 (784 amino acids)
Molecular function (GO): protein binding
Source: RefSeq, a predicted model, not a curated record